Lampris incognitus (smalleye Pacific opah) is the source of this 2733-nucleotide messenger RNA. RefSeq names its product protein FAM8A1-like. The transcript is spliced from 5 exons. The record is from RefSeq and is a predicted model, not a curated record. Lineage: Eukaryota; Metazoa; Chordata; Actinopteri; Lampriformes; Lampridae. The coding region runs from base 65 to 1009 and encodes 314 amino acids.
UGAAAACACAAACCGCGAACGCGACGAGGAGAAAAAGCUUUCGGGUGGCGAAGCCCAGGCACACAUGGAUAAUAGCGUCCAAGCACCGGGCGUCCGAGGUACAUCGGAAAGCACUCGGGGCGUCUGCGAGAAACGGGUCACCGCGGAAUACUGCGAAAAGCUGCAGGCGUGGAUGUGGCAGUACUACACGGGUUAUGUCGGCUGGCAGAGCUGGCUGGCGUUGUCCGCUGUGUCCAGCGGGUGUUACUCACCGCAGCCGACCGACGGGAACCCAACGCCGCCGGUUGACUGGAGCAGUUUCGACGCCCAGAACUGGUUCAACAACCCGUUCGGUCUGCCGUUAACGCCUUAUCCGCCGGCCAUCCCCACCCCCGGCGGCCAGGUAAGGGAGGCGGCCGGGGGUGGCACCGCGCCCACGAAUACACCUGCCAACGGGCAGCGGCAGCGGCCCCGAGAGAACGGAAACGCGCAGAGACCAGGUCAGGAGUUCAGUAUUCCUUCGCCUCCCCAGAGACUCCUAGCUGAAAUGGUGGAUUUCUUUAUAUUGCUUUUCAUCAAGGCAACCAUCAUCAUCAGUAUUAUGCACCUGAGUGGGAUGAAGGAUAUUUCCAAGUUUGCCUUGCAUUUCAUAGUGGAGGAAAUAGAUGAGGACACAUCGAUGGAGGAACUACAGAAAAUGAUGCUUGUGGCCCUCGUCUACCGGAUGUUGGUGUGUUUUUAUGAGAUAGUGUGCAUAUGGGGUGCGGGUGGUGCCACCCCAGGGAAAUUUCUCGUUGGUCUCAGGGUCGUGACAUGUGACUCGUCAGUCCUGGUUCAACCCAACAGGGUGCUUGUGGUGCCGGCCACGGACGUCUCUCUCUCUGCGUCAACCAUACGAGCCUUGAACAAGAACUUCUCCAUCGCCUUUUUCUUCCCGGCGUUCAUCACGCUGCUGUUCUUCCAGCACAACCGGACCGUUUACGACAUGGUGGCCGGUACUAUUGUUGUCAAGCGUGCUAGGGCCAGGUGACGGUUUGGAGAGUCCUAAUGCACUCGCACAAGGUCGGGCCAGGUGGGCGCCGCCCUCCUCUUGGUUAAAUUCAGGACGUGUCGCUCACGGCCUUACAAGGAUUUCGGGUGCGGUCUUUUGUAGAGUCUCACAGCACAAGAAAACCCUCUCAGCCGGAACGUCGGCGGGAUGGCGGAGGAGUGAAAUACACCAUCAGGCUCCUCUUCUGAAAGCUUGGACUUUUGUCUUCAAAAAACACACACACACACACACACGUUGUUGCUCUCACAGUGCUUUUGGAUUUUAUUCCUGUGCUGCGUUAUGAAGUUUAUACAGGAAGACUUUUUGGAUUUGCUGGCUGUUUUUUUUUUUUCUUCUUCCACAAAAUCAGCUAAAAAGAAUUGGCUUUUUUCUCAAAAAAUUUUUUUCUCCAGAUUAAGGGUGAAUUUUGUGGCACUCUUUUAAGUAUUUUAUUUUCAUCCACACGUUCAGGAGAGGUAAUGACAUAACACUUUAGGUCUGGCCAUAUGUUCGAGGACAUGAUGGCGAGGUCGAGGACGUCUGCUGCUGUGGAAGAGUGAUAGGCUGACUUGUAUACCGGACACUGACUUGCAUCCACCUUUAUAUCGUGACAUAGCAGCUCCUCCGCCUGCUGCGGCAUCACAUGCGUGAACGAGGCGUAAAUGUGGGGAGUUUUAUAUUCACUUCUCAUUAUUUAACGAGAUAAAAUGAUAAAAUGAAAUACCGGAAAGUUCUUCUUUGAGGGAUUUGCAUGCAACUGAAUUUAAGGUACUGUGUAUGCGGCUGUACUUUCUGAUGCUUCUGAAUAUUGCUGUAGCUCACCAGCCACUAGAUGGCUUCUGUUGUCAACCCUGAUGAUGAUGAUGAUGAUGAUGAUGAGUCGUUGUACCAAUUGAUUUGCCGUACGUUAUUAUGGCUUUAUUUCUCACACUUUACUCUGUCCAAGUAAAAACUACUUGCAGGAGCAGUGCAGUAUUUUAAGAUUAACGUGCGAGGAAGAGAAGGGCUCCCUAUUUCGAGGGAGACAGAGAUUAUUUUUUAAUUAACCACUGUUUGUUAUUCCAGCUUAGUCAUUAUGGUGGGGGGGGGGGGAUCUGAUGAAGCAGAAUCACAAUACCGCUCAUUGAUUAUUUAUUGAGACACCUUUGGUACUUGUUUAGUAUUUAUGCCGUCAUAAUAGCUUGAUGAAUCAGUUUUAUUUGAAUGAAAAAGUGCUGUAAUACAGCACGAGGCGUUCUGCUGGGCUGGAAAAGUUAUUUUAUUCCUCAGAUGGCAGUACAGUGUUGCUGCACGAAACACAUUACUUUAAAAUGCCUAAUUAAAAACUUGCGUGUUUCCACUUUGAGAGAGUCACUUUGAAACUCUGAUUUGAAAUGUUUUCUUUAUCAAUGUUUAUGUCUUUGUUGGUGCAACGUCCCUUCGACGGGGGACUUUCUCCCCCUAAACCGUGAUGUCACAUGCAAAACCAGGGAGGAAAACGCCCGCGAAAGCACACGGGGUAAUUAUAUCAGAAUAAUGAUUUAGACUGAAUGUUUGAGUUCUGCUUAAAGACUCUUUGAGGAAAAUAUAUCACAGUGGUCAUUCCCGUCAAAUAAAUCAUGAGAAAUUAAAUUGCCUUUGCACAUUUAAUCCGUAUUUGGUACUGAUUCAGAGCGUCUUCUGACUGGCGGCCUGUCCAGGGUGUCUCCCCGCCUGCCGCCCAGUGACUGCUGGGAUAGGCUCCA